CGGGGCAGAGCUCAGAGUAGAGAGUGCAGCUGUUUGGAAUCAUGACUGAAGAUGACGGAUACUGUUGUCGUGGAGGGACAAGUCAAAUUCAGAGAUGGAAAAAAGUGGAAGAGUAGGUGGGUGGCGCUCCGAAAGCCUUCGCCAGUAGCUGACUGCCUACUGCUCCUGGCCUACAAGGACAAGGCAGAUAAAGCCAAAGGCCACAAGGAGAGGAGCAGCGUCACGCUGGAGGACAUCUAUGGCCUGGAGCCCAUUGUGUCGUACGAGGGACUCCCCUACACCCUGGCCAUCCUGUGCCUGUCUCAGCCCGUGAUGCUGGGGUUUGAGAGCCGGGACUCCCUGCUGGCUUGGGAUGCCCGGAUACGCUACAGCCUUGGGGAAGUCCACCGCUUCAGCGUUGGGGUCCAGCCUGGUACCAAGCUGGAGAGCGGCCCGGCGACCCUUCACCUCUGCAACAACCUGCUGGGCAUCGCCCGGGACCUCCCCCCGGUCAUCGCGGGCCAAUGGAAGCUGUCGGACCUGCGGCGAUACGGGGCGGUCCCCAACGGCUUCGUGUUCGAGGGCGGCACGCGCUGCGGCUACUGGGCUGGAGUCUUCUUUCUGUCUUGCAGUGAGGGGGAGCAGAUCAGCUUUCUGUUUGACUGCAUCGUGCGCGGCAUCUCGCCCACCCGAGGCCCGUUCGGCCUGCGCCCGUCUCUGCCAGACCCCAGCGCCGACCCCGCGCUGGCAGAGCAGAGGCUGAAUCUGGAGGCCCAGGAGCUGGAGAAACGCCUCAGCAUGCUGUCCCACUGCAGCCGCCAGAGCAGCUCAGCCUCCACAUACAGCUACGGCACCUCAGUUACCGGGGACGACCGGAGCAUCUCCAGCUCCUCCUCCGAGGCCAGCCAAUCAGACACCAGCAUCGGGAGCCGCCUUACCAUGUGGGCGGAGCCUGUGAUGAGCCCCGCCCCAGCAGAGUCCCUGGGCCCGCCUCCAGGCAGGGGCGCGCUGCACGGCGAGGAGAAGCUGUACGCCGCGGGUGUGGGCGGAGCCAGAGUGCCGGCCAAGCCCCCUCGCUCCAGGAGGCUGCAGGAGAUUGGCCGGCAGAGCUCCUCGGACAGCGGCAUCGCCACAGGGAGCCACUCCUCCUACACCGGAAGCUUCUCCUCCUAUGCAGGCAGCAUCGACACCUCCCAGGGGGAUGAGUUUGGGUCCCUGCUCAGCCUGCCGCCCAGCCACGCCCCCUCCGACCAGGGCCCCUGCAGCUGCCCCGCCCCUGAAGACCCCGGGGCCGAAUACCAGGCCCCCGCCGCCCUCCGACAGCUCUACGACACGCCCAGGAGCCUGUUCCAGGGCCCGCCCCCAAAGGACCAGGCCUCUCUCCCAUCAUCCCGCCCCCCGGGGGGCGGAGCAUGGGGCGGGGCCAGCACAGACUCUAUUCCUAAGUGGCCAGCCCCACAGAGUCAGGGGCAGGCUUCGGACUGCCCGAUUGGCCAGACGGCUCCCUCUGCUGACCUCAGCGGGAUCUGCAGCCCCCAGCCCGGGAUCCCCAGGCCCCUGUUUGAGGCCUGCCCCGUGUGCGGUGGACUGAAGGGGACAUUGCCCACACAAUCAGGAGUCCUAGCCAUGCCAGCUAUACCAGGUCUUGAGGCUAAGGGGCGAUGCCAGUGUGGACCUGCGAGCCGAGCAGAAUACCAGUGGACCACAGAGGACACCGGGGAUGGAGAUCCACCCACUGCCUCCCGGCUCCAUGGAAACGGACCAUGGCAGGUGCUACAGAGGACCAAUGGAACAGAGGCACUCCGAAGGAACCUCCAGAAGCAGCAGAACCCAUUGGGCCUGUUCUCGGGGCUCUACGGACAGCACCACACCGCCGGACACCGUGGCUCGAAAACGGGCGGGUUGAAUGUUUAUGAAACCAUGACAUCUGCUCUUCGUUGUGGACUGCGGACCGGACCACACUCCUCACGGAGGUCCUGGAGAGUCUGGGAGAAGGACGAGAGGAAUGAGAGCAGGGGAGGCGGAAACAUCCAAACAUCACCCCCAUCCACAGGCCUCCCGUCGGAUGUCCCGAGCAGCCCUCCUCUGGGUCCCGGGAAGGAGGCGCUGCCUCAGAAGGAGGUGCCACCUCAGGGAGUGGAUGGGUCCACACCCAUGAAGCCCGAUAUGGAGAGGGGCUGCUCCCCCCCUGACAUAGACCGCCUGUGCCAGGAGGUCAUUGGUCACUCGGCAACAGAAGAUGACAAGAAGCCCCAGAGGAAGGAGGACUGCACAUCGGGCGUGGUGUAUGAGAUCACGGAAGGCUGCGGCACAGAAAAGAGUGCAGAGACAGAGGAUAGGGGGCGGAGCCUGGAGAUGACGGGCAGCCGGGGGCAGCAGAAGAUCCUGUACGAGGCAGAAGGGGCUGCUUCUGCAAGCUCCACCAGCACAUCGAAGGUCCACAGGCAGAGUUCAGCCACCGAUCCCAAGGGAAGCUAUGAGCCCAUGGCCUCAACUGCUGACCCCCCGAAGCGAUUCGAACCCUGUGCAGGAGAGUACGGGGGCGCGUUUGUGUUCCCGCCGGAGGCAUCCCACGCAGGGGGCGUGACGGACAGGUCCCGCGGCGACGGGGUGACCUACGUGAACAUCCCCAUCAGCCCCACCUCCAAAAAGCAGCUCCACUACAUGGAGCUGGAGCUGCAGGAGCCGGGAUCGGGAGUCAGAGGUAACCCUGUUCAGCUGCGUAGACAUAGAGGGGGCUCCACCAAGUACGCCCAGAUUGACAUCGCUGCCACGGAGACGGCUCACAGGGUGGGGAGCCAGCAUGCUCAGGGGCGUGAGGAUCGGCUGCAGGAACUGGAGCAGAAGAGGAAGGGGGCGCAGCAGUGACGCGUACCCCUGAACAUCACCGCACCACACCCCCCAGCCCUGCUGCAAUGCCCGGCAUGAUGAUCGAAAAGCGUGGCUGUCCUGCAGCAUGUGACCACAUGCUGUCCGCCCUUCCGUCCGUCUGGGGGAUAGAGAUGUGGUCUCUCCCUGCCAGAAGCCCCGAAAUGGCAAUCAAACGGACCGAUUUAAACCUUCCUGUCCUGGGACGUUUCUCAAGGCCCAGUUCUGCGUUUGGGUUAGAUGAGAUUUGACUUUGAAGGCAUUAGCUCAGCUGCUCUGCCUUGCUCCGCCCACCUCCAGGGAACUCCGCCCAUCCGGCUGCAAUGCUGCUCAGUGACCUCGGCCACCGGGCUCAGCUCAUUGGUUCUGGCAACGUGUGCUUGUCUCUGUUGAAGCCAGGCAGCCAAUCGUGUGGCGCCAUGUUGCUUUGCUACGUUUGAGGAUCCCGCUGCCAGCCCGCCUGCUUUAAACGGACUCUACUACUCACCCGCCAACGCUGAGGUCACACUUACAUAUAACUUGCAUAUAACUUUUGUUACUUCCCAUCUUGCAUGAGGAAUAUAGAUUUAUCUACCUAUUUUUUUACAGAGAACUUUUUUGCUUUGUUUUACACAGCCAUCAACUUGCACACAAUAAGAUUCCAAAAUAACAUUUCACAGUAAUGAAUGUAAAUACCUCUGUAUAAUUAGUCUUACAGUGCACACACACCACAACUGAAGUUUAAACAGCCGUUUGGAACAGAUGCACAAAAGCAGGACGUAAAUUAAAUGGUUAGCCAGGAAAAUGGACGGGUGUUUAUAUACCUAAGGCGGAAAAUUCAGACCCACAAGUCAGAUAUUGUAGUUGAGGAAUAAACAACAGCAGCGUUGGCUGUUGGUUGUUUCCACUCUUCAAAGUCUCCCUUUUAAUAACUUGUUUGCUGUCGAUGUCACUUUGUUGAGGCAGAAUUGCGUCAGAAAGAAGCCUGCACUGGGACUUUAUUAUGCAAAUACCAUACCACAGAUUUUUUUUUCUUUUUUUUUUACCAGGUAGUCAUUUGUCUUUAUUCAAUGUGCAAACCUAUUUUUGUUAUUUAUUUUUUUCCACUUAGCAUGGGAAUGCUUAUUAUAUGAACUUGGCUAUUAUAAGAUUAGUUGUGAAUAUUUGUUACAUAUUGUAGUUGGUCAUGGCACCUCAUUUUAAUCCAUUACAUAUUUGUUUUCCUUAUCCACAGGGAUAAGAUACUUUGACUUCCUGUAAACAUCCUGUGCUUGACCUCACAUCGUACAUGUACAGAAUUAUUUCAAACGAGAACAGGAAGCAAGCAAUCUUUUUGUUCAGAAUAAUUAUUUUCUCUGAUCUUUGUACUUCUAAUAAAUAACACCGUGCCAGCG
Messenger RNA from Conger conger (European conger), 4220 nucleotides. RefSeq names its product docking protein 7b (gene dok7b). Bases 52 to 2847 code for a protein of 931 amino acids. The transcript is spliced from 15 exons. Gene Ontology annotation, molecular function: protein kinase binding. The record is from RefSeq and is a predicted model, not a curated record. Gene Ontology annotation, biological process: neuromuscular junction development; positive regulation of protein tyrosine kinase activity. Lineage: Eukaryota; Metazoa; Chordata; Actinopteri; Anguilliformes; Congridae.